This is a messenger RNA of Chlorocebus sabaeus (green monkey), 825 nucleotides long. NCBI's taxonomy places the organism in Eukaryota, Metazoa, Chordata, Mammalia, Primates, Cercopithecidae. The record is from RefSeq and is a predicted model, not a curated record.
CUCCUCUGCUCUGCCCUCUCUAGACUUCACGCCGACCCUUGUCACGCCCCCGUCAAGAACGCCGGGCCGUCGGCUUGCCCCGCUGGCAGAGUGUUCCUUGUGUAGCUGCCGUUCCUCGCCCCGCGAUCCCUUCCUCAGCCCUCCUGGGCGCGCUGGGUCAAGAGGGCCCGGCUGUGUCCUGGGCGCCGCUGAUUUAGGCGCUUCCACAAGCCGUGUCUCGUGCAGUCCGCUCCCAGCGCGGCAGACUUCAAUAGUUUGGAUCCCAAGAUGGCUGGGCGAAAACUUGCUCUAAAAACCAUUGACUGGGUGGCUUUUGCGGAGAUCAUACCGCACAACCAAAAGGCCAUUGCUAGUUCCCUGAAGUCCUGGAAUGAGACCCUCACCUCCAGGUUGGCUGCUUUACCUGAGAAUCCACCAGCUCUCGACUGGGCUUACUACAAGGCCAAUGUGGCCAAGGCCGGCUUGGUGGAUGACUUUGAGAAAAAGUUUAAUGCCCUGAAGAUUCCUGUGCCAGAGGAUAAAUAUACUGCCCAGGUGGAUGCCGAAGAAAAAGAAGAUGUGAAAUCUUGUGCUGAGUGGGUGUCUCUCUCAAAGGCCAGGAUUGUAGAAUAUGAGAAAGAGAUGGAGAGGCUAAAGAACUUAAUUCCAUUUGAUCAGAUGACCAUUGAGGACUUGAACGAAGCUUUCCCAGAAACCAAAUUAGACAAGAAAAAGUAUCCCUAUUGGCCUCACCAACCAAUCGAGAAUUUAUAAAAUUGAGUCCGGGAGGAAGCUCUGACCCUUGUAUUACACAUUCUGGACAUUAAAAAUAAUAAUUACACAGUU